This is a messenger RNA of Dermacentor andersoni, 558 nucleotides long. NCBI's taxonomy places the organism in Eukaryota, Metazoa, Arthropoda, Arachnida, Ixodida, Ixodidae. The record is from RefSeq and is a predicted model, not a curated record.
AUGGCGGAGCGACUGGAGCAGAGCUACUGCGUCAAAUUUUGCCAGAAACUGGGUGACAGCCAAAUGGAAACUAUUCGAAAGAUUCAGACGGCUUUCGAUGAUGAUGCUAUGGGCAGCACACAGAUUAAGGAGUGGUACAAUCGGUUUAAAGAUGGCCGUACAUCGGUGGAGAGCGAGCCACGCUCUGGUCGGCCCUCAACAUGCCGAAAUGACCAGGUCAUUGCCGAAAUGAACGCUGUGGUGAUGAGGGACCGUCAUGUGACUAUCCGAGAAAUUGCGGAAAAGGUGGGCAUGAGCACUUUUUCUGCGCAUUCCAUUAUGACCGAAGAUUUGGCCAUGAAGAGAGUUGCGGCGAAAUUCGUGCCGAAGCUGCUCACGGUGAAGCAAAAGCAACUUCGUGUUGAAGUCUCACAGGACAUGCUGGAUUCCACAAACAGUGACCCCGUCUUCAUGAACACCAUAAUCACUGGUGACGAGUCUUGGGUGCACGGGUGCGCCUCGGAAACCAAAUCCCAGUCGUAUCGGAAAGCGUUCUUCCUCAAGCACAAGCGGUUAUAG